AAAGGGCCCAUUUCGAAUAUUUUCUGAUAAGGACUUAUGUCUGUCACAAAUCGCAUUACCAAACAAAAAAGUAAUAUUCUCAAAAAAUUUGAAGUUUUGAAUCUUUUUGUCUUUUUACACAAAAACAUUCCCCUAAAAUCUCUCUUGUUCUUGACUCACUUCUACUUCAAAUUCUCUCUGUUCUUCAAAAUUCCCUAGCACAAAAUGGGUUGCUGUCUCAGCAAGAAACCUUCUCCUUCUCCUCUUCCCUCUAAUGGUACCUCUUGUACUGUUAAACCCUCAGAUCCCAUUAAACCAGUGAUUAAGCUUUUGGAGGAAGAAACAGAACCAAAAUCUGAGAAACUGAUUCAAGAAGAAGAAGUCUUGGUGAUAAAACACAGAAUAAGCCAUGAAGAGAGUUCCAAGAAGACUGAAUCAGAUAAAGAUUCUCCGGUGGCUGAGAAACCGAAUUCUACACCGGUCGUGAGAAUCUCGAGCUGUACUAAAGAAGAAGUUGAUGCUAUAUUGAUACAAUGUGGGAAGCUAAGUAGAAGCAACUCUGCUGCUAAAACAAGAAGAUACUCUGGUUCAAAGAGAAGUUUUGAUUUUGACCAGAACGAGAGAAUUCGCGGCGGCGAUACGGAGGAGGAGAGAGACGGAAUGGAGCGGAAUCGUCACCGUGGAGUAGAGAGAGUGAAUGGUUCGCCUCGUGAACGGAGAAGACGAACUCCGAGCAGAGAAAGAGAACGAUCGGGAAGCAAAGAAAGAGGAAAUGGCGGUGGCGGUGGUGGUGGUAGUAGGCGAGUGAGUAGAUCUCCGGCGAAACGAUCAGAGGUUCCAAACGCUAAUUCGUGUGGUAGUUCGGUAAAUUCUAGUAAUAGUAGACCGGGAAAGUUUGUUACGAUUCCGGCGAGGGAUAAGAGUAACAAAGUAGAGCCGUUGGUAAAACGAAUUACGGUUAAGAGAAACAUCGGAGACGCUUGUAGAAUUGCAGCGUCUCCGAGAUCGAAGUCUCCGGCAAGAGCGGGGAAUAAUGUUCCGUCGCUAAGCCGGAGUAAUUCAAGAAAGGCGGAGCAAUCACCGUAUAGAAGGAAUCCAUUAGGAGAGAUUGAUCAAAACUCGUCGAAAGCUGGAUCUUGUAACACCAAGAAGAUGAUAGAAUCUGUGAAACCUAAUUCAAGAACAAGUAGAGCUCCAAGCCCAAGUCGUGCCGCGGUUGUAGAACUUACAAAACCUCCUCAAGUUGUAUUAAGCAGAAGCAGAUCGUUAAGGAAAUCGCGAGAUUUCGAUUUGGUAUCAAACGAAGAUAACAAUUACACUGCAUUGUUGUUGAAAGACAUUCAGAAUUUUCAUGGGAAGAGUAUCGAUGAUAACGCGAUUUCGCUGCCUUUAUGUGUUACUAAAGCUUGUUCCAUUGUUGAAGCAGUAGCUGAUCUCAACUCUAUGACCAACAACACUUGUUUGAGCUCUGAUUCGAGCCGGUUUAGAUUCACAUCGACCGCAAAGAAAGCGGAUCUUAUGGAACCGAGUUUUGAGAAGUAUGUGACUGUGAAGAGAGGUGGUUCGUUGGAUGAAUCAUCUGGUAGCAACAAUCUUACGUGACUAGAGUUUCACUUUUAGCAAUAACACAAACUCGUGUUGUUGCGGUUUAAUAAGGAGUAACUGUUGUUUUGUUUGUCUAUUAUAGACAUUUAUAGUUGUUUCGUAUGUUUGGUUUAUUUUGUAAUCAAUUUCAAUGAAUCUUCUUCUCUUCUUCA
Molecule: messenger RNA, 1736 nt
Organism: Arabidopsis lyrata subsp. lyrata
Lineage: Eukaryota; Viridiplantae; Streptophyta; Magnoliopsida; Brassicales; Brassicaceae
Exons: 1
Coding region: 205-1581 (458 amino acids)
Source: RefSeq, a predicted model, not a curated record